Messenger RNA from Saimiri boliviensis boliviensis (Bolivian squirrel monkey), 3834 nucleotides. It is a transcript of the gene LRIT3, whose product is annotated as leucine rich repeat, Ig-like and transmembrane domains 3. The record is from RefSeq and is a predicted model, not a curated record. Gene Ontology annotation, molecular function: protein binding. NCBI's taxonomy places the organism in Eukaryota, Metazoa, Chordata, Mammalia, Primates, Cebidae.
UUACUAAAUGGCUGUUUGCAUUCAGGGCACACCAGUUUCUGAAUGCUUAGGACUUGGUUACCUUUUGUUUAAAUAGCCUCUGAAAGGAGCGAUGCAUCUCUUUGCAUGUCUGUGCAUUGUCCUUAGCAUUUUGGAAGGAGUGGGCUGUUCGUGUCCUUCACAGUGCACCUGUGAUUAUCACGGCAGAAAUGACGGCUUGGGAUUAAGGUUGGUGCUAUGUAACGACAUGGAUAUGAAUGAGCUCCCUACAAACCUCCCCGUGGAUACCGUGAAGCUUCGCAUAGAGAAGACUGUCAUCCGCAGAAUCUCUGCAGAGGCCUUCUAUUACCUAGUAGAGCUUCAGUACCUCUGGGUGACUUACAAUUCCGUGGCCAGCAUUGACCCCAGCAGCUUUUACAACCUGAAGCAGCUGCAUGAGUUGCGCUUGGAUGGAAAUUCUCUGGCUGCUUUUCCUUGGGCAUCUCUGCUGGACAUGCCGCUUCUGAGGACCCUGGAUUUGCACAAUAAUAGAAUAAGCAGUGUGCCAAAUGACGCACUCAGGUAUCUGAAGAACCUUGCCUACUUGGAUUUAUCAAGCAACAGACUCACCACAUUGCCACCAGAUUUCCUGGAGAGCUGGUCUCAUUUAGCUACAACACCUUCUGGAGGCUGGGACCUUUCCCCAAGCAGGGUUAUUCUUGGUCUACAGGACAAUCCUUGGUUCUGUGACUGUCAUAUUUCCAAAAUGAUUGAGUUGUCAAAGGUUGUAGACCCAGCUAUAGUGCUUCUGGAUCCACUGAUGAUUUGCAGUGAACCUGAGCGCCUCACAGGAAUUUUGUUUCAGCGGGCUGAGUUGGAGCAUUGUCUGAAACCAUCAGUGAUGACCUCGGCCACCAAAAUCAUGUCUGCUCUGGGUAGUAACGUUCUACUGCGGUGUGAUGCCACUGGCUUCCCCACCCCACAGCUCACAUGGACCAGAUCUGACAGCUCACCAGUUAAUUACACAGUAAUACAAGAAUCUCCAGAGGAAGGAGUCAGAUGGUCUAUAAUGAGCUUGACAGGCAUUUCUGCCAAAGACGCUGGGGAUUACAAAUGUAAGGCCAAAAAUCUGGCUGGGAUGUCAGAAGCUGUGGUUACUGUGACAGUGCUUGGCAUUAUCACAACCACGAUAUCACCAGACACUUCUGAAAGAACUGGAGAUCAUCCUGAGUGGGAGGUCCGGCCAGGAUCUGGAAGAUCUACGUCUGUAUCUAGUGCAUCACCAUACCCUUGGUCCUCUUCCUACCCCCCCACAUCUUCUUUGUCUGCUUCUACUUUGUCUCCUCCCUCUAUUUCUUCCUUCUCUUUAUCUCAAUCCUUCUCCUCCGCUGCUUCUUCAACCACGACUCUGAGCACGAGCAUCUCCGCAAGUACCACCAUGGCCAACAAGCGAUCACUCCAGCUCUACCCAGAUGGGAAAAGAAAUUUAAAGGUGGCAAAGAGUGGAAGUAAGCUUCCUCCAGCCAGCACAAGUAAGAAAGAAGAGCUGGCAUUGUUGGAUCAAACAUUGCUUAUAAACACAAAUGCCACAAUAGAAAACCUCAGGGUGGUCAGCGAGACGAAAGAGAGUGUGACAUUGACGUGGAAUAUGAUCAACACCACACAUAACUCUGCAGUGACUGUGUUGUAUUCCAAGUAUGGUGGGAAGGACCUGCUGCUGUUGAAUGCAGACUCCAGCAAGAACCAAGUAACCAUAGAUGGCUUGGAACCCGGUGGCCAAUACAUGGCCUGUGUCUGUCCAAAAGGAGUGCCUCCCCAGAAAGACCAAUGCAUCACCUUUUCUACUGAAAGAGUUGAAGGAGAUGAUUCUCAAUGGUCUCUCCUUCUCGUGGUGACCAGUACUGCCUGUGUUCUUGUCUUACCAUUGAUUUGCUUCUUGUUGUACAAAGUUUGCAAGCUGCAAUGUAAGUCAGAACCUUUUUGGGAAGAUGAUUUGGCAAAAGAGACUUACAUUCAAUUUGAGACCCUGUUUCCCAGGUCUCAAAGUGUAGGUGAGCUCUGGACACGAAGGCACAGGGAUGACUCAGAAAAAUUGCUGCUUUGUUCUAGGUCAAGUGUGGAAUCUCAGGUGACUUUUAAAAGUGAAGGUUCCAGACCAGAGUAUUAUUGCUAAGGUUCUGCAGCUCAGGUGCAUGUGAGCUACAAAAUUAGCAUCUAAGGGUAUAAUGACCCUAGGUUUGGAUGACUUUUGGACAGACUUUCACAUUGUUAGUGAAAAUCAUAAAUGGAUGCUUUUAAAUGUGUUUUAAAGAUACCAUGAGACCUCUGAACUGAAAAGACAAAUAACUUUGAUUUUUUUUCUUGUGUGGAAAAGGUCUGAGGAAAUAAUUUUUAGAGUGGUGCUUAAUGAAUAUUAAUACUUUUUAGGGUAAUGUUUCAGUUCUUAAAAAUAAGUUUAUGUGAAAGUAGAAAGUAAACUGUAUUUAAACAUACAGUUUUUUAAGUAAUGAGGAAACAUUAGCGUAACCAGCUAAGCCUUGAUGUUUAUUCAUGUUCAAAGUGCAUUAUGACAUUUGCUGUGGACAUUUUCUGACAUUGCCUAAUGGUGAGCAUUAGAUCAUAAAGGAUUUGACAUCCACUAAGGUUAAAUCCAACUCACAGGAGAGGGAGGGCUCUGUCUCUUGGUAACAUUAUGCAUUAUAAUACUGUAGAGUUGUGUUCAUAUUGCAUUUAAGAAAAAUUUUGCUUUUCUUUAGAAAUAUAGGUAUUAGCAAAAAUAAGUAUACAAAGAGGAUCAUGACAAAUAGACCAUUUCUUUAAAAACGGCAACUGUUGCAGUUUACACGCAUCUGCUGACAGACUGUAUGGAUAUUUAAAAAUAACUUUAAUCUUUUAAUUAUUUUGCUAUUUGCUCUUCUUUUCUUCUUUCUUUUAUCCCUCCUUGUCUUCCCUCCCUUUCCUUUUUUUCAUUCCUUCUUUCUUCACUUCUGCUAUGUCAGAAGAUGUACAAGUAGCCAAAGGACCAUGAGCCAAGCUGUUUGUCUUUUGCCACGUUAUCUUGAUUCUCUUGAUAAAGAGAAAGCUUUUGAAAUUAUUUACUGCCCUUUGAAAGUCUGUUGUAAAACCCCAAAGGAUAUUUUAGGAUUUUGAAAGGGAAGCUUCCAUGGAUUCAUUUGGGUAGACUCUUUUCCUAGGUUAAAAACAUCAGGGAACUUAAAUACAUAGGAAAGGAGUUUAUCAAUAAAAUUUGUUUUUUUAAAAAGAGCAUUUUAAUAACUAUAGUACACUACAAGAGACAUCUCAUGGCUUUAAGAUUCAUGAUAGUGAUAAAACCCACUCAAGCAUCUCACAGAGGCAAUACUACAUGUCACUUAGCAGGAUGAUGCAACCCGGCCCAGGGGUAUCCAGGAGACAAGGCCACAUCAGCGCAGAGGCAACUUUCAUAAAUCUUAGAACAAAGCUUGAACUUACUAAAUUAAACUUGCUCUAUGAAAAACACCUGGUAAUGGACCCAGACUGAAUACAUGUGUAAGAAAUGGGAAAGAUCUCUGAAACUCUGAGAAUGGUCUUCAAAUAGAAGCCCUCCCACUCCGUUGGUCAUCUGACCCCUGACUGCAUCUGGCCCAUGACAGCAGCCAGCUCCUGCUUUCUGUCUUAGUAAGAGCACUGCUGGAAUAAACUGCUCGGACAUUAGAUGGUGUCUAAGACUCAUCUUUGAUGAGAUUUAGACUGACAGAGAUACAUCAUCCUUGGGAAGCUGGCUAACUGGGACCACCCAAAACCUCAGACCACAACGAGCAAUGAGGAUGAAAUCUGAGUAAGCCAAUGAGUGAUGACACCCAUUUCAAGAGGAGAAUCGAGGGAGAGUGACCGGGA